AUGCACAACAUCAAUCUUGCUUACUUGGAGGUUGAACGGCAAAUGCAGGCAACCUACGAGCAUCAACAAAGGGACAACCGCGCAAUCCGGGUCCAAACUGAGGCCUCCUUCGUUGAGCAGGAGAACACCCGCAAACGACUUCAAGAUGAAGAAGCAGCCCUGCUACCGUUUGCUCUGGGUGCAAUGGGAUGCCCAGGCGUUUUUCGUCAACUUCGCACGUCACGAAGCGAUCGGGCUUUUGUUACAACAAAGAGGAUUGAUGUGGCGACUUUUGAUAAUCUCCUCAAACAAUUUGCGACCCGGUGGGAUACAAGAACGAUCAGCCGUGGCGAUUUGAACCCCAAUGGGGAGCCUCAAAUAGGACGGCGUUGUCUGGAUGCACCUAGCUGUCUGGGUUUAGUUCUACACUGGCUUUGCUCGACAAUGGCGGCGUACACCCUCCAGCAACUGUUUGCUAUCACCGGUUUGGUGUGUUCAAGAUACCUAGCUUAUGGAAUGGACCUCCUCUUGGAAGUCCUUCAAGAGCAUCCUGAAGCGCGUUUCUUAUGGCCAACUAAUGGAUUAAAUUUACCGGUUUUAGUCUCAGGCUAUGAAGAUUGCAUCUUUGUCUUUGCCCCAGAUGGAUCAAUCAUGUAUGUGAUCCUCAAUGCCCCAGGAUCUUGGCACGACUCGACUAUUGCGGAGCCACUGUAUGAGCAGCUCCUCGAACAAACACCUGUUGGAUAUUGA
Messenger RNA from Puccinia graminis f. sp. tritici CRL 75-36-700-3, 729 nucleotides. RefSeq lists its product as uncharacterized. The record is from RefSeq and is a predicted model, not a curated record. Bases 1 to 729 code for a protein of 242 amino acids. Lineage: Eukaryota; Fungi; Basidiomycota; Pucciniomycetes; Pucciniales; Pucciniaceae. The transcript is spliced from 4 exons.